Molecule: messenger RNA, 2368 nt
Organism: Pocillopora damicornis (cauliflower coral)
Lineage: Eukaryota; Metazoa; Cnidaria; Anthozoa; Scleractinia; Pocilloporidae
Product: putative GTP-binding protein 6
Cellular component (GO): cytoplasm
Molecular function (GO): GTP binding; ribosome binding
Source: RefSeq, a predicted model, not a curated record
AGAAUGAAUUUGACGCCUUGCAAAGUUUGUUGAAAUGGUUGGGUGUAAUAUUCUUGCCCACAGCAUUUACCUUUAGUUUAGAGGACAGUGCACUUUGCAAAAAUGCAUCGCACUUUUUCAACUCAUGGUGUGCGAUGGCUGCGAUCAUUGUCCGUAGAAUUUCGCCCCUCACGGUCAUUAUCGAAUCGUGCGUCUUUCCUCCCUCUGCGUUCUAGUGGGAUCAUCUCAGCAUAUCCAUAUUGGAGGAGGCAAUUUUCCAAACAAAGUGACACUUCAGCUUCGUUAGAUGCGGACGAUGAACACCCAGAGAGUGCAGAAAUAUUACAAGAUCUUCGAGCUCGUCACCAUUACCACCACGACAAAGAUGCAGGGAAACUUCAUGAGGUUUACGUUUUAGAACCCGAUUUUAAAUGGGGAAGAAAUCGCUUUCGAGCCGUCACAAGCCAGCAUCGACUAGAUGAAGCAUGUGCGCUAGUGGAGUCGAUCGAAAGCUGGAAGGUAGCCGGUAGAAGUAUAGAAUCCGUCAGAAGGAUGGACAGAAAAACAUUUUUCGGAAAAGGAAAGAUUGAGGAGUUAAAUGAAAGAUUCAAAGAAAUGAAAAAUUCUUCUUCUCCCUUUGACAGUGUUUUAAUCGAUGUAGCUCAGCUCAAUAAUUGGCAGCAUACACAAUUAGAAGACAUUUGGGAUGUUAAGGUGUAUGAUAGGUUUGGUGUGGUGUUGCAAAUAUUCAAGGAGAGGGCCAAAACAGCAGAGGCAAAGAUUCAGGUGGAAUUAGCAGAGUUACCAUACAUCAGGUCAAGAUUGGUACAUAGAGGGAGUUUUGAUCAGCAGAGAGGUGGAACACACACCAUAGGAGGAUCUGGAGAAACAAUCCUGGAAAAGCAGAGAAGGAUUUUAUUUGAACGUGAAAUAAGACUGAAAAAGAAGUUAUAUGCUAUCAAAAAGCAGCGUGAGCAUGUUAGGCAUGACCGACAAAAGAGACAUGUACCAACCGUGGCAGUUGUAGGUUACACCAAUGCAGGCAAAACAACUCUGAUUAAGGCGUUAACAGAUGAAGCUAAGAUGCAGCCUGAAGACAAACUCUUUGCAACUCUUGAUGUAACAGCACAUCCAGGGAAACUCCCAUCUGGCAUGACUGUUCUCUUUAUUGACACUGUUGGAUUUGUAUCCGACCUGCCCCCAGAACUUGUUGAGUCUUUUUCUGCAACAUUGGAAGAUAUUUCAGAUUCAGAUUUAGUUGUACAUGUGCGCGACGUCAGUCACCCAGAAUGUGACGCUCAACUGGAUGACGUCAUGACAGUUCUUGAGAAACAACUCAGCAUUAAGGCACCUUUAAUGGAAACCAUGAUAGAGGCUCAGAAUAAGAUUGAUCUUUGCAAUGAUAAAAACUUCCAAGUUAGAUCCGGCGUGUUAAGCGACAGGCGGACCAAGAUAAGUGCGGUAAACAAAACAGGUUUGAGUGAGCUUCGUGCAAUGGUCGAAAAAGGGAUCAUAGCAUCCACAGGGAGACAAGUCAAGAAACUUGUAUUUCCUCCAGAUGGACCACAGCUUAGCUGGCUUUAUCAUGAGACAACAGUUCAGGACACAUCAGCUGACGAGGAUGGAAAUAUUGUUGCUACAGUCGUCAUGGAUGAAGCAGCGAGGAAAAAAUACCAAGCAAAAUUUGGGAAGAUUGAUUAAUAGCCUCUUCCCUGUUUGCAAAUCGUUCAACUGAAAAAAAGCAAGGAAGAAUUCUACCAUGGCUCUAAACCGAUAAACUAGCAAAGGAAAACGUAAUUGUUUUUCCACUGCAUCCCAUUUGAGUUUGUCUGCAUAUGAGGAUCGCCUGUUAUUUACCAUACGGUGUACAAGCAUGGUGGAAAAGUAAACGCUUAAUAUAUAUUUGGUAGGAAAAGGUCUGUAUUUCAUGACGACUAGUUUUCUUCACAUGGGACGUAAGAAGCGUCUUCUUUCACCAUAUCGAGAGAGGAAGGUUGCAAGCACUUCGUAACUUAGAGCAGUCUCCUUUCAACCGAUGUCACCAGCUACCGAAACCUAGCAAGCGAAUUAUUCACGAUAUUGACUGAACAGUGACAACUGACUCACUCCGCUUGAGUCUUGCAGCCAAUAGCAUCACGGGAAAACUCACAAGUCAAUUUUUAUAAAGCGGUUUUUCAAGACUUAAAUGACGAAAGACUCCAUACUUAACUCUGGUGAUGACUUUCGCUCAGAUUGUCUGAUGAACGGGUACUGACGUUAUCAACAGUUCUUUUCUCGAACUUCCUUCACUUGGACGAUCGGACCUCACGAUCGAAAGAUCCAUUUUCGUUUACAUAGUAUGUUUUUAAUACGUUUUCCUUGAAGGAUAAUAAAGUGGAUUUAGUUAUUA